Molecule: messenger RNA, 2079 nt
Organism: Ustilago hordei
Lineage: Eukaryota; Fungi; Basidiomycota; Ustilaginomycetes; Ustilaginales; Ustilaginaceae
Exons: 1
Coding region: 1-2079 (692 amino acids)
Biological process (GO): protein sumoylation
Cellular component (GO): cytoplasm; SUMO activating enzyme complex
Molecular function (GO): SUMO activating enzyme activity
Source: RefSeq, a predicted model, not a curated record
AUGACAGCCGCAGCAUCCACCUCAAUCCAAAACGGCGAUGCGCAGCCAGCUCGCUAUGCCCUCGCCAAGGAUAUCCUUGGCGAUGACAUCUUCCACCGCAUCAACACCGCCAAAGUCCUCGUAGUCGGUGCAGGUGGUAUCGGCUGCGAGCUACUCAAGAAUCUUGUUCUCACCGGCUUUGGCAACAUCGAGAUUAUCGACCUCGACACCAUCGACCUGUCCAACCUCAACCGCCAGUUCCUCUUUCAAAAGCAGCACAUCAAGAAGCCCAAGUCCAUCGUAGCCAAGCAGACUGCUUCCUCCUUCAAUCCGCUCGUCAACAUCGUUGCUCACCAUGCCAAUAUCAAGGAGCCUCGCUUCGGCGUCGCCUACUUCCAAGGUUUCCAUCUCGUCAUGAAUGCACUCGACAACCUGGAUGCUCGACGAUGGGUCAACAAGAUGUGCAUUGCUGCCGAUGUUCCCCUCAUCGAGAGUGGCACGACGGGCUUCCUUGGUCAAGUGCAGCCCAUCAAGCGUGGCCUUACUGAAUGCUAUGACUGUGUCGAGAAACCGACGCCCAAGACUUUUCCGGUUUGUACCAUCCGUUCAACGCCAUCUACUCCGAUCCACUGCAUUGUUUGGGCAAAGAACUGGUUGUUUACACAGCUCUUCGGCUCGGAUGAUGAGACGGAGGACGCGGAGCUGGAUAAGGCUGUUGCAGAUGGAGAGGAUGCUCAGCAGAUCAACAGUCUGCGUAAGGAGCAGAGGGAGAUGCGGGAUAUCCGAGCUGCACUGGUGGAGGCAGCAAGGAAUGGUGAGAAGGAAGCCGUUCGCAAAGUGGCAGAACGCAUCUUCAACAAAGUCUACAAGAACGAUAUCGAACGUCUAUUGGGUAUGGAGGAGAUGUGGACGCAUCGUCCCGUUAAGCCUGUACCGCUUGUGUUCGAGGAUGCACUCAAGGGUGAGGCUCCAGCUGCUGCUGCGUCUUCCUCAACCCAUGACUCCGCUCCUGCUGCCAGCAACGAUGCUGCAUCCGCACUGGCAACAGUAACAAGACCAGCAACAACAAUCAAUCCAUCAACCCUCCGUGAUCAGCGAACCCUCACCUUGCAAGACAACGUCGAACUCUUCCUCUCCUCCGUCACCUCCCUUGCAAUCCGUUCCGCCGCCGACCCUACCCAUCCCCUGUCCUUCGAUAAAGACGACGAUCAAGCCCUCAACUUUGUCACUGCCACCUCCAAUCUCCGUUCGAUCGUCUACCACAUCGACCGCAAAACCCGCUUCGAAGUCAAACAGAUGGCAGGCAACAUCAUCCCCGCCAUCGCUUCCACCAACGCCAUCAUUGCAGGUAUGCUCGUCAUCCAAGCUCUCCACGCACUCAGCGGGUCUUGGUCCAAAACACGAUUCGUAUCGCUAGCUCGUGGAACCAGUCGAAUGUUGACGAGCUGGCCACCCGCUGCGCCCAACCCGCGAUGUGGAAUUUGUCAAGAUGUAUACAUCCCCAUUUCCAUUUCAAGCCUGGAGGAUGUCACGCUGGAGGAAGUAGUGGAGAAGGUAGUGAAGGAGAAGCUUGGCAUGGGGGACGAGGAGCUGGUGGUGUAUGAUGGAACUCGGAUCUUGGCUGAUCCUGAUUUUGAUGAUAAUAUGGACAAGAGUUUGAACGAGGUAGGGUUGGGUGAAGGGUCGAUAUUGACGGUGAUGGAUGAAGAUCAGAUUUUGCAGGCGGUCAACAUCAUCAUUACCGUCGGUGAGGUGGAAGGGGAGGAGAAGAUCAAGGUGUUGGCUACGCAGAUUAGCAAGCCCAAGCCAAGAGCGAAGGUGGAAGAGAACGGUGGAGCGGAUGACGACGAUUCAGAUGAUGACGAUGACGUGAUUGUUGCUGUUGAUGCUGUACAUCUUCCUACUAAGCCGCUCAAGACCGCAACCGCAGCAGCGACGACUGUGACUGGUAAGAAACGGCCUCAUCCUGAUGAUGCCGCACCGGCUGCUGCAGCCUUGCCAGCAAGUACUCUGGAGAAGAAGCAAAAGAUACAAGCUACAAAGGAGUCCAAGUGUCUCAAAGACGGAACUAACGCUGAUGCUCCCAUUGAGCUCGAAUAG